AUGGCCGCGGAGGACUUGCGAAGAGCCAGAGAAUCAGGAGAUGAGGAGAAGGUCGAAGGGGCAAAGAAAAAUGUGGAAAAGGCGGAGGAGAAAACCCAGCAGGAGAAGGUGCCAGGCUUGCCAGUCUUCUCUCGUCUCACUGAAGCGGCAGAGCUUCUUGGAAGGCGGCUUUUUCCCGAUGUGCCGCUGAAUGACAGAAAUGCCACGUAUUCUUCAGCUUCUUCAUACAUUGUCGAGUUGGACUUGGGUCCGUUCAACGGAAUACUGGCCCUGCAAAACAAAAACUUGAAGGCAUGGUUUCUAGAUCGUGAACAGGAGGUGCAACUUAUCGUGAAGAAGUUGCUGGACAGAUCAAGCAGAUUGUUUGGCAGAAGAAACUCAGACAAGGCUCACUCCCCAGCCAUCUUGGUGGCACAGGCACCUGGAGCAGGAGAGGAGAUUCCGAUGCUGUACGACCUGGAUGGUAGAAACCAGACACCGAAAGAACUACUCGGCUUUCACCUACAACUCUCGAAUGAACAAACAUUACAUUGA
This is a messenger RNA of Durusdinium trenchii, 534 nucleotides long. NCBI's taxonomy places the organism in Eukaryota, Dinophyceae, Suessiales, Symbiodiniaceae. The record is from the annotation of a GenBank genome assembly.